Dufourea novaeangliae is the source of this 3078-nucleotide messenger RNA. Its product is annotated as protein NRDE2 homolog. The record is from RefSeq and is a predicted model, not a curated record. Gene Ontology annotation, biological process: regulatory ncRNA-mediated post-transcriptional gene silencing; negative regulation of RNA catabolic process. Gene Ontology annotation, cellular component: catalytic step 2 spliceosome. Lineage: Eukaryota; Metazoa; Arthropoda; Insecta; Hymenoptera; Halictidae.
UAUAAUCAUUGAAAAUUUGUUCACAUCACGAUGUCAUUGACGUUUCGUAUAUGUAAUCUGUUUAUUUAGAAAACGGAAUGUUGCUUCUACGAGAUUGUUAGAAGUACAAAAUUAGGAAAACAUGGCCUUAUUUCCUGCUUAUUCAAUUAAAACAGAUAAAUCUGUUGAAUCCAAUACGCCAGAAAAUCUUUUAGAAGGGGACAAAUCAACCACUUGGUUACAUAAUUACAGUUGUCUAGAACAAAUUUCCUCCAGCAAUUUUAUUGAUCUACAUUCAGAGUCUUCGGAUGAAGUUGCCAGCGAAGUUCCUUAUUCAGAUAAAAAACAGAUAUGGGAAAGAAAAAGUCACAAGUAUAUCAAAAAGAGGAAGAAAGAGAAAAGGAAACACAAGAUAAUAAAUAAACCAGAUUAUAAACAAGAAGUGGAAAAUGUAUAUUUUGAAGACAAAUAUAGAGAUAAGGGAAAUAAUACUGUAAAGACACUUUGUUCUAGGGUAAGACCCCGUUACAAUAUUCAGAGAAAAUCUCUUGGUUUUAUUUCAUACGAGCAACCAAAAAGAGUUCCUUACGAAAGGUACUAUGUCAACAAAAUAGAUCUUAUAGAGAAAACUAAGAGGAAAAGUAGCAUUAUCACAAAGGAAUCUACUACCAAUUCAUUUAAUGAAACUGAAUGCUCUUCUUCAUGGAAUAUUAACUUCGAAGAAUUACAGAGAAACAAAACUAAAGAGUUUAACGAGAAGUUAACCGAUGAUCCAAAUAAUAUUAAUCUGUGGCUUGAAUACAUUCAAUUUCAGGACACAUUGGGACAUUUCCAAAAAUAUCAAAGAAUAAAAGAUAGUCAUAGAGCAACAAUACUGAAAAAAUUAUCUAUAACUGAGAAAGCUAUAGAAAUAAAUGUAGAAUCCACUGAGUUAUUAAAAUUAAAAUUAUCUCUAAUGGGAGAGCUUUUACCAGCUGAUGAGUUUUCAAAGCAGCUUGAAACAUUAGUGAACAAAGACUCAGGAAACACAGUUUUAUGGCAAGAAUUCAUUAUGGCUACACAGGCUUCGGUAGCGAUGUGUACUGUACCGAAAGUUAUAGAUUUGUAUUUAAAGUGUUUUUGCAUUUUAAAACAAAAAGCUAGAACAAAUCCUCGAAUAUACGACGAACGAUUAUUACAAAUGCUGUUUUGGUGUCUAACGUUUCUAAGGCACACUGGACUCUGGGAGCAAAUGUGGGAAACAAUACGUUUAAAUCUUUGUUUGAAUCUUAACUUAAAUAAAGACAGCUUAUCCUUUAAAAAAACAAUAGAUGAAAAAAAAUUAAUUGGAAUGGAAGAAGUAAUACUAAUGUCAAGAUUACCGCUUAAUCAACUAUGGCAAAGAACAGAAUCUUUGAGAGAAAAUUGUCACUGGGUCAGUGUGAGCAGAGACGAAUUGGAGUUAACCGGUGAUUCUCGAAGAUUCGUCUUGCCAGAUGAUGUUGCAGACUUUGUGCAUCCUAUACUUUCACGGAAUUUGAAUUUUCAGAUGGCAAUGCACACACUCCUUCUACUUAAAGUACCGCUUCUACCUACUCGAGACUAUAUACUACAAAUGUUAUCCUUGAAUAAUUUUGAAUGGGGAACAGAAACUUCAGAAGUUUUACUUCCUUUUGCCUAUCCUGUAGUUGGUGAAAUGACUGGUAGUAGUCAAAGAAGAGAGUUGCUAAAUGGUAUACUUGAAGGGAGAUUAACGUCCGGCCCUCAAUACCUUAUGUUUCAUCCUGCACAAGAAUCGUACUUGGAUUUUAUACGAGAGACUUUUUCUACAAUCGCCGAAAAUUUGCCAACUGCGCAACGUACAAGUAUAUAUAUCUGGUGGUUAAGAUUUGAAAGAUUGCUUAUCUUUCUUCGUAAAGAAGACUCCUCAAAAUAUGAUAACAAGGGAAAAAAGUUAAAAGCAACAUUAAAGGAAUUCUUAAAAAGAGAGGAGAAUAGAAACAACUUGCAUUUUUAUAAAGAGUAUGCACUGAUAGAGAAGGAAAUGGGAAGAUUUGAUAGUUGCGUGAACAUUUUGGAAACGGCAAUUCAGUCUCAGUGUGCCUGUCCAUCUGCGAUACCUAAUUCCAACGAAAGGGCAGCACUUCUCAGUUUAUAUCGAGCCCUCAUUGAAGUUUUACUUAACGCUGAUACAUACGAAGAAACGCAUAAGGCACGAAUAUUGAACGCUUUUGAACAAAUGAUUGCUGGAGUAGGAGAAAAUCAAUUGCUUUAUGCAAAAGAAUAUUUAGCAAAUUGUGUGAAAAAUUUCUUGAGUGAAGUUCCUAUGGAUGAUGAAAACAACGUGUACUUCUUACCGAAUUUGAAAUGCGACACAAUCAUAUGCUAUGCAUAUCUGUUGUACACAGAAGAUUUCGAUAUUGCUAAGGCAAUGAAUAUAUUUGCAGAUUGUAUAAAUCAUUACAAAGAGUGUCGCUGUAUACAGGAAAUAUUAUACGAAAGUCAAAUUGCACUUUUACAGUUGCAUUUCAGACAAACUCAAGAAGUGAACAGUUUAAAAAAUUCAUUAAACGAAAUGUUAAAUUUAUAUCCAAGUAACUUUUUUGCUCUUUCGAUAUUGGCAUGCAUUGAGAGUGAGUCACCAAUUUGGAAGUUUAAUAGUCAGAUAACGAAACUUCACUUAUGGAGAGCAUUCGCCAUGGUUUUGGCAUGUCGUAAACGCAUUCAAUCGUUAAGCGAAUUUGAAGAUUCUGUCGCUAUGAACGCGGCAAUAAAUAAAUUGUUGCAUUUUCAUGAGACACUUGCACGUGUACCAACAACCAGGUGUUGCCCUUUGCUAUGGAGAUUAUACAUGCUUCUCCUCAGAGAUUGUAACUUAUGCGAGAAGAAAGGAGAAGAAGUGUAUCAUAAGAGCGUAAUGCAAUGCCCUUGGGUCAGAAGCAUGUAUAUUGAUGCAGCCGAAGUUGCGCCUCAACUACUCACGCAAAUUCAGGAUGUGAUACGUGAAAAGGAAUUAAGAAUGCAUGUUACGCCUGAAGAAUUGGACAUCUUGCGUGGUUAAUUUUAAUUGUUAUUUAUAUAUGUAUGUAAAUAGUAGUUUAGUAACUUUUUGUACUAACA